GUCAAUUUCCAAAAAAAUAUUGAUAUUGAUGCAGUAGCGUUUUGCAGUGAUCUAAUUUGUAAGAAAAUAUAAAAAAUUAAGUGUUUCAAUGGCAUCCACUUCGAAGAAUAUUCCAUCCACCGCAAAUCCAGAAAAUGUCACUGACGAUAUCGAACCAGGCGCGUGUACCGACAGCAUAUUAAACCCAACGGACUCAUUUGAAGAGUUUGCUUCUGAAAUGAGCUCCAGUCUUGAGGAAAGGAACACUUUGGCAGCAAAAUCCAGUACCAUAAGUGAGAUUCAAAGUGAAAUUGGCGAAAGUUCAAAGGAAACACUUCGAGAAACUAAAUCAAGCGAUAACUUGCAAAGUAAAGAUGACUCAAUAUCAGGGUCAGCAAGCAGUUCGAACCUAACAGAACAAAAUGGUGAAGACACAGAAUGUGAAAGAGAUGAAUAUUUACGGUCACCGGAAUUAGUCAACAAAGAAAAACAUGUAUUUAUAUUGAGCUCGGCAGGAAAACCUAUCUAUUCAAGAUAUGGUAAUGAAGACAAACUCGCAGGUUUGUGUGGUGUUAUACAGGCCCUAGUGAGUGUUGUGGAGGAGCAAAACCAGGAUAUCUUGAGAUCUAUCAGCACCAAGGAUUGCAAGGCCAUCUUCCUUGUCAAGGGACCUCUGAUACUGGUUGCUGUAUCCAAGUCAAAUGAAAGUGAAACACAACUGGUUCUUCAAUUAACGUACGCAUUCAAUCAAAUUGUAUCAGUGUUGACUUUAACACAACUAAAUAGGAUAUUCGAACAACGCCGUAAUUACGAUUUGAGGAGACUCCUCUCAGGAGCUGAACGUCUUAUAGACCACCUGCUCAUAUUCAUGGAAAAGGACCCUGCGUUUUUAUUGGGUGCUGUGAGAUGCUUACCAUUACCUGAAAAGGCUAGAGAGAACAUAACAAACGCUAUAACCUCGACAUGUAGCAAAAUAAGGGACUUAGUAUUCGCUAUACUAAUAGCUGGAAAUCAAUUGAUAACUCUGGUCCGUAUGAAGAAGUAUACGCUGCAUCCAUCUGAUAUACAUUUGUUGUUCAAUUUGGUGAGAAGUUCGGAGUCUUUUAAAACUGCGGAGAGUUGGACGCCUAUAUGCCUGCCGAAAUUUGAUGCUACAGGUUUUCUACAUGGUCACGUGUCAUACAUUUCCGAGGACUGUCAAGCUUGCCUCCUACUAUUGACCGUACAGAGAGAUGCAUUCUUCCCACUGUCGCAAGCGAAACACACCAUUGCUGAGAAACUAAGGCGAUCGAACUGUUUAGUAGCAAUAAACGACGCAUUGAACAGGAACAAAGAACUACCGACAACGAAUCCACUGAAACACAUCGGCAUACCAGAAAUAAGACACUUUAUGUACAAAUGCAAAUCAACUGCACAGCUCUUUACUUCAGAUCCAAUAAGUCUGGAUAGAUUACAGGAUUACAGGCUUAGACAUAAAGAGGGUGGGGAUAUUACAGAGAAGAAAAUAGAGAAGUUAUCAGAUAUAGAUUAUGUGAGGAAUUACAGGAAGUUUUGUAGUCAAAUACAUUGUAGUUCGACACCUGCUAAGUUGAUAUUUAGGUCGAAUUCGGAGAAUACUGUUUUGGCGUGGGUGACAAACGGCUUCGAAUUGUACGUAACAUUUGACGCGCUCAUGGAGAAAGACCACGCCAUACGCGCGGUCGAUCGACUGUUACACUGGAUAAAGAAGGAAGAAGAAAGGAUAUUCAUCAUGCACGCACCAACCUUCUAGCCCAAGCUCACCCUCGGUGGUAUAAUAAAGAACACUAUAUCGCGGAGUGUUGAGAACGUAUAAACUAAAAUUAGUGCAUUAGUAGUAAAUAAUAAUGAAAUAGAUAAAAGUGGCUUUUAUCUAUUUCAUUAUUAUUCAUUAUUCGUUAUCAACACUCCGCGAUAUAGUGUUCUUUAUUAUACCACCGAGGGUGAGCUUAAAUUUGUCGGAUGUUGUCCGGCGAAAUAGCGGAGUGUUGAUUACGUUUGAACCUACGUAAUUGAUUUGCAUAAUAACCAGAGAGGAGGAUAGAAUAAUCAUCAUGCAUCCAUUGACCUUCAGCCCAAGCUUACCCUCGGUGUUAUAAUAAAGAACACUAUAUCGAGUGUUGAAAACGUUUUAACUAGUUAACGUUAGUGAAUAAAAGAUGAAAUAGAUAAAAGCCAAACUCAUUUUAAAUUUGUCGGAUAUUGUCCGACGAAAUAGUGUAGUGUUGAGAACGUUUGAACAUUCGUAAUUGAUUUACAUAAUAACAAAAUAAAUAAACGGCUACUUAUUUUAAUUUGUCGGAUUGCGUCCAACGAAAUAGCAGCGUGAUUUACAUUAUAAUGAAAUAGAUAAACGGCUAAAUUAAUUUAUGUUGGAUUACUUCCGACGAAAUAGCGGAUUGUCACUUUCAAUCAUCCUGUGUGAGUGCUCUAAAUGUCUAUCAUAAUUAAAAAAUCAGUCUCGUAAUAGUAUUCAAUAUACCUAAUGAAUUACUAAAAAAAAAAAUUGUGUGCUAAAUUAGAUGUUAUCAUGUACCUAAUAAAAUUAGAAUUAUUGCAAUAAAUUAUGAGCUUGUACAAUAUUGUUUGGAGUAUACAAUAUGAAUUUGAAUUUUUAAAAAAAAUAUAUAUGGUUUAAUUUAGAAACCUCCUCCUUUUUUGAAGUCGGUUAAAAAAUAACAUUUGAUUCAUUUUCCAAUGUUCAUCAAUAAACCUAUAAACUUAAACAUUUACCAAUUUCAGAGUGAAACUUCCAUGUAUACUUACAAAACCUUUAAGUUGUAGGUUUUUGUCAGUUAUUGGUGCAAUUUGAGUUCAUCUGUUUUUCAUGGACAAUGCUAAAAUAAAUAAAUUCAUUCCAUUUGGAUUAGUUAAAUGCAUACUGUCAACAGCUAGUAACUUAAGAAUACAUUAUGGAAUUUCCAUGUACAUAAUACAAUGAAGAGUAAAUAAUUUUAAAUCUACAUUUUAACAUAUUUCCUGAAUUAAAUUAGAAAACCUUAGUGAUAUUUCGCUCAUCCUGAAUAAAAGCCUAACACAUAA
Molecule: messenger RNA, 3039 nt
Organism: Bicyclus anynana (squinting bush brown)
Lineage: Eukaryota; Metazoa; Arthropoda; Insecta; Lepidoptera; Nymphalidae
Gene: Mon1
Product: protein SAND
Exons: 6
Coding region: 89-1750 (553 amino acids)
Biological process (GO): protein targeting to vacuole; endosome to lysosome transport via multivesicular body sorting pathway
Source: RefSeq, a predicted model, not a curated record